GUCAUUAAAAGUGUUUGCAAAAUGGCUCCGACGCCACACGAAAUACCGCAAGUUAACAUUGAGGAGAAUCGUGUGCCUAGCGAAGAUGCCAAUCAGGAUGACAAACGCGUCGUCAUCUCAGGGAUGUCAGGAUCGUAUCCGCGAUCGCUUCAUGUUAAGGAUCUCGCUGAUGUCCUGUAUAAUAAGGUGGACCCUAUAGCAGAUAGCAAACCGCGUUGGGACUACAACCACCCCGAGGUGCCAAACCACGUCGGUAUAUUACCUGCUCUAGAUCUCUUUGACGGCCAGUUCUUUAGAGUGGCUUACCGUAUGGGAAUCAACAUGGACCCCAUGUCUAGGAAACUGCUGGAACAAGUGUACCAGGCUAUAUAUGAUGCAGGUGUAAAUCCCGAGCAGCUAUCAGGGAAAAAGAUCGGCGUUUACGUCGGAACUUGCUUAUCGGAAACUGAAAAAGUCGUUUUUUACAGCGGGUUUGAAGGCAAAACCGGUUUAGGGAUUGCUGGGUGCAAUAAAUCAAUGUUUGCCAACCGCGUGUCCUACUGGCUAAACGCAAAAGGCCCGUCGCUGGCCAUCGACGGUGGCUGCUGCAGCUCCGCAGUUGCCUUGGAGCAGGCCUAUCAGGCGCUCACUCGGGGUGACUGCGAGGCGGCUGUAGUGGGCGGCUGUAACAUAUGCCUGCAUCCGCAGACUUCCAUUCAUUUUGGCAGAUCCAUUUCUCUAUCCCAGGAUGGUAAAAAUAAAUCCUACGACAAAUCAGCAGAUGGAUGUGUUAGAUCUGAAGGCAUUAAUGUACUCUUCUUACAAAAGGCUAAAGACGCUCUGAGAAUCUAUGCUGACGUAGUUUACUCCAAAGUCAAGUACAUCGCUAAAACACAUCCUGGAAGUUGGAAGCGAACAACGGAAGAAGUCACCGAAUUCCUCAAGGAAUUUUAUGAUGAAAUCAAAGUUUCUCCUAGUGAAGUUGAAUAUGUGGAAGGUUUUGGAGCAGGUGACGCUGAUGUUGACAAGACAGAGUUGGAAGCAAUAGAUAAUGUGUUCUGCAAAGGACGCAGUGAUCCUCUCUACGUCGGCAGUGUAAUGUCAAAUGUGGGCUACUUGGAAUCUGCUUCGGGUAUUGCUGGGAUCACAAAGGUGCUCCUUGGCUACCACACCGGUCAACUAGCAGGCAACUUGCAUUGCGAACAGCCGAGAGACGACGUGGCUGCCUUACGAGAGGGUCGCCUGCAGAUCCUGAGAGACCACAAACCGACAGCGAGGUCUUACAUUGCUGUCAACGGUCUCUCUGUCACUGGCAUCAACUCCCAUGUACUUUUACAUGGACAUUACAAGCCUAAGGACUUGUCUAAAUACCAGUGCAACAUUCCACGCCUGGUUUUAAUAUCUAGCCGGACAGACUCUGCUGUGACGAAAGUGAUAGAAGCUCUGAAAUCAAAACCUAUCGACCCCGAGGAGCUGGCGUUGAUUCAGAAUAUUCACUCUUCUAGAUUAAAUGGUCAUUUGGGCAGAGGAUUCACCAUUUUAGAUACAGACAAUGAAUCAAAAACCGUGAGUUUGUGCGAGAAGGCGACAUAUUUCGACAGCGGAGACCGUCCUCUUUGGUUCGUGUACAGCGGUAUGGGUUCCCAAUGGGUGGGAAUGGGCGCACAACUCAUGCGCAUACCUAUCUUCGCGGCCGCUAUUGAGAAAUGCCAACGAGCAUUACAACCUAAAGGAAUCGAUAUUCUGCACAUAAUAACUUCGACUGACAAAACUAUCUUCGACAAUAUUUUGCAUUCCUUCGUGGGGAUUGCUGCUGUCCAAAUUGGUCUGACCGAUAUACUCCUUGAAUUGGGUUUAGUACCGGACAAAAUUAUAGGGCACAGUGUCGGCGAGCUAGGGUGCGCGUACGCCGAUGGCUGUCUGACGGCCGAGGAGAUGAUUCUGUCAGCUUACAGUCGCGGUCUCGUAUCUGUUCAAACUCCCUUCAUAAAAGGAUCUAUGGCUGCUGUCGGCAUAGGGUUCGAGGAGGUGUCCAAGAUGGUCCCGCCAGAGAUCGAGGUGGCUUGCCACAAUUCCCCCGAGUCCAGUACCAUCUCAGGCCCGGCUGACGUCAUGACACAGUUCGUUGCCGAUCUGACAGCCAAGAGCUUCUUUGCCAAGGAGGUCCCUUGUUCCAACAUCGCCUAUCAUUCAAGAUACAUUGCUGAAGCAGGACCUGGACUGCUCAAGUACUUGAAGGAGGUUAUUACGACACCAAAGCUCCGAAGCGAGCGAUGGGUUUCGACAUCAGUACCACAGGAUAGAUGGGAGGAAGAUCUUGCCAAAUAUUCAUCGGCUGAGUACCACACUAACAAUCUAUUGAAACCAGUACUCUUCGAAGAGACGUCACGACUGAUCCCAAAGAAUGCAGUGCUGGUGGAGGUGGCUCCACACGGUCUGCUGCAAGCGAUCCUCAAGCGGUCGCUGUCAUCGUGUGCCAACGUGCCGCUGACUAGACGAGGACAUGUAGAUAGUGCGAGAUUCUUGCUGGAGGCUAUUGGACAGUUGUUCAUGGAGGGAUUUUACCCUGAUAUUCGCCAGUUGUAUCCAAAGGUCGAGUUCCCUGUCUCCACGGGAACACCUCACCUUUCGCACUUGGUUGAAUGGGCUCAUCAGGAAAAAUGGUUGUCCCCAUCAUAUGCUAGUCCAGAGAGACUUGCAUCUUCUACGUGUAUUUUUAAAAUAUCCCUCCACGACGCUGAACAUCUUUAUUUACAUGGUCAUCAAAUUGAAGGCAAGACGCUGUUCCCAUUUGCCUCCGCCCUAAUCUGUGCCUGGGACACACUGGCCAUGGUUGCGCGUGCGCCGCUCCGCGAGACAUCCGCCACGUUCCGUGACGUCAUACUUCAUGCUCAACCCGUGCUUCACAACUCGCGGCUGCUGCGGCUCACGGUGGCCUUGCAGCGGGGGUCUGGACAUUUCGAGAUUGAAGACGGAAUCUCAAAAGUAGCUUCAGGUUAUAUAGUUUUGGAAGAAACCAAGAAAGAGGAAGUUGCUAUUGAAGAUUCUGAAGACACGGCAGAUAUUGUACUAGGGCGCGAUGAAAUAUACAACAUUCUUAAUGAGCGAGGUUACUUGUAUCAGGGCGAAUUCCGUGGGAUCCGCGGAGUAAACUCCUCAUUGACUGCGGCCCGUGUGCCCUGGUACGGACGCUGGGAGACCUUCUUGGACUCUCUGCUGCAGCUCAACGCUCUUCGCCAGCCGCAUGACCACAUCUCACAGCCGGCGUUCAUCAGGGAGAUUACCAUAAAGACAGAUAUUCAUACUAAAACUGUGGAAAUAGACACAGAUUUGAAGGUUGAAGUGUCUACGGUUCACGAUUAUACCAGAUGCGGUGGAGUUACAUUGAAAGGCAUAAACUUCCGUAAUAUUGUAAAAUCUGACCAAGAUGCUCUGGUUUUUGAUACAUCUAAGUUUGACCAGAAAUAUCAACUCAAAGACGCUGUAAAUGUUGAAAAUGGUGAAAGAUCCAGAACUGGAAAAGUAUUGAGAAGCAGUGCAGUUGGAGAUUUGGAAUCUCUACAUUGGGUAGAAGCACCCGCUUCAGAAGGUCCUGGCAUUCCAGUAAAGGUCCACUUUGCUGGUCUGAAUGCUUCCGAUAUAUUGAAAGUCAAAGAACCGGCCGUUGAUCAACAUGAGUCUAGUGAUGGUGUUUAUGGGAUGGAUUUCAGCGGAACUCUUGAAGAUGGUACGCGAGUAAUGGGUCUGAUGCGCGGCGCGGCGCGUGAGCAAGCUCGCGCGUUACCACAUCUUCUGUGGCCGGUCCCAGCGCACUGGAGUCUUGAGGACGCCGCUACAGUGCCAUUUGCUUAUGCGCACGCUCUCUACUGCCUUACCAUUAAAACGUCAGAGAAAAUAUAUCGAAAUAUGACCGUGUUGGUGAGCGACGGGUCCGGCGCGACGGGACAGGCCAUUAUUGCGUUGGCUCUGCACGUUCAGUGCCGGGUCUUCGUGGUUGUCAGCAGUGUAUUGAAGAAGAACUUCCUGUUAAAAGUGUUCCCUAAGUUAAACGCUGAUGACAUCAUUUGCUGCCGAGACGAUGCGUUUGUUAACCGAGUAUUAUCUGAGACGAACGGCAUGGGCUGUGACAUUGUCAUAUGCAGUAGGGGGCAAUACAAGGAUGCCUACAUACAGUGCUGUGGGCCACUGGGACUUACGCUGGACAUCCAUCAAGUGAAAAGAAAUGAAAACUUCUCCUUCAAAAUGUUCUCACUGACUCAUGAAAGGAGUUAUUUCCGCGUGGAUUUUUCUUCCCUAUUUGAGCAUAAUGAUGUCGAAACUUUCCAGACGCUGCAACGUCUAGUAGCUGAGGGGAUCAGUGCCGGUUGGGUUCAGCCGUUGUCACGCGUGACGUACGCGCCUCAAGACGCCAAGCGCGCGUUCCGUACCCUAGCGCGUGGGGCGCAUCUAGGGAGAGUGCUGUUACGCGUACAUGAGGCGACAUCUCGUUUAGACACUGGUCUCGUAUGCUCCGGAACACGCAGCCAGCUGAUGAUAGGUGACUCGUCGCUUGUAACACGCCUCGCCGCUCACUUAGUCAAACGUGGUGCGCGAAACAUCCAUGUUCAGUUGAACGAGACUGACCGGCUAGCACGACAAGUACAGGAGUGGAAAAAAAUAGGUGUAAACAUCAAAACGACCUCAGAAGACCUUGCUCACAAAGACUGCGCUUCCAAUCUAGUCAAGCAAAGCUUAAGUCUAGGUCCAGUUGAAGGUGUCUUUGUAGUAAUUUCUGAACAGAUCAAUGAUCGGACGCGAGAAAUUUAUAAAGCAUUGCUGGAUAAUUUGGACGCAGAGACUAGAAAAAUGUCAUCUAUCAAAUACUUCGUAGUCAUUGGCAUCAAUAAUUCUGUAGGAGACAAAGUUUGUGUAUCAAGAGCAGCAGACGGAUUCCCAGCUAUGAUGCUUUCCGUAUCUAUAGACACAAAGAUUCAAGGUAGUAUACCGGCCAGUUACAGUGAUAUAGUCAAUGCAACGGAGCGCGGGUUACAGACUAAACAGCCAAUCAUCUUUGCUCAGUAUCCUCCUGCUUCCGAAGAAUCUCUAACACAACAAAUAGAAAACGUAAUUGAUAUCACAAUAACUGGACAUGAUGGUAACAAAACUUUACUAGACUUGGGUGUUACCAAAGACUCAACUCAAAAACUUUGGGUGUAUCUGAGAGACAAGCAAAAUAUCAAUAUCCCUGAAGACGACAUUCCGUUACUCAGUGUAGAAAAAAUACGAGAAAUGGAGGAAACAUUAAAAGUGUCAAAUACACCAGUUGAAGGCCUGACUGCUCUUAUUCCUUUCAUCGAUACUGAUGAACUCAAUGCUACUAUCAAUGUUGUAGUGAUGCACACACUCACACAAGGCAUGGAUAUGAGAGUCGACGAGUUCGACGCAUCCGAAUCAUGCCUGUACAUAGUCCCAGGUCUACAAGGUCUACAUCAACGGUACCUUAAUCUAUGCGAACGACUGAAGCUGGCAGCAGUCGUGUUGCAGCCCGGUCUGGAUAAACCUGACGAGUCGCUGGAAGACAUGACGAAGAGAUAUACCACGAUGAUCCUGAAGAAAAAAGGCGAGAAUAAAAAGUUUUACCUGGUGGGUCACGAACUUGGAGUACUGUCCGUUUUUGAAAUCGCAGCAGCGCUGGAAGAUCAAGGCAUGACGGGUACAGUAUUCUGUCUCGGUGGCGGGCCAGAUGAAUUAAUGGCCGAGCUGAAGCGUCAGAUGUAUGUGGCGUGUUCAGGAGACGAAUCGGAGUCAGCACUGCAAGAGGCAGUGGCGAGGCACAUGUGUGGACUCAUGGGGUAUUCAUCGACGCAGCUACAUGCUGCUUUACGCGACGCACCGACGUGGUCGGAAAAGGUGGAAGAAAGCGUGAGGGCACUACGCGGACGCGUACCUCACUCGAUGCAGUACGCGCGCCUGCUCAUACAGGCGGUUUACGCGCGAAUCACAAAAGCGAGGAACUACAUCAAACCCGAGCCACGCGCCCUCCAGUCACGCGUGGUCGUCCUCCGCUCCCCCUCGCCCUCCCACCUCGACGCCUUAGACCUGCAGCGUCACACGCGUGAGCCCCUCGCGGUACACGACCUCCACGCGCCGCUCUCCCACGCCGCGGAAGACCUGCGCUCCGCUGCCAUCAUAAACCAAUACCUUGACGCAGAGACGCAGCAGGCGUUCAGUAAAAAGACGCUGUGCCAGACCUAUUUGAUGAGCUCGGAAUCUUAUUUCAGGAAGAGUGAAUAGUGUCUGUAGCUUUCUAAAAUACAAUUGUUUUUAACACGA
Messenger RNA from Leguminivora glycinivorella, 6291 nucleotides. Its product is annotated as fatty acid synthase-like. Lineage: Eukaryota; Metazoa; Arthropoda; Insecta; Lepidoptera; Tortricidae. Gene Ontology annotation, molecular function: fatty acid synthase activity; oxidoreductase activity. Bases 22 to 6252 code for a protein of 2076 amino acids. The record is from RefSeq and is a predicted model, not a curated record. The transcript has 39 exons. Gene Ontology annotation, biological process: fatty acid biosynthetic process.